Messenger RNA from Mizuhopecten yessoensis (Yesso scallop), 1685 nucleotides. RefSeq lists its product as uncharacterized. The record is from RefSeq and is a predicted model, not a curated record. The coding region runs from base 91 to 1320 and encodes 409 amino acids. The transcript has 7 exons. Lineage: Eukaryota; Metazoa; Mollusca; Bivalvia; Pectinida; Pectinidae.
AGAAUGUGCUGGUUCUACUUUUAAAAGUCAAACUCCUGUGUAUGUUUUCGUACAGCUGAACCUGUCCAGAAGGUACCUUGCACCAUUUAAAUGACGGGACGUGGAGAGGAACAGACACUCAAGGAAAUUUAUUAUUUGUUGAAGGAUCGUGUUUUGUCUCUAACCAGAGAUAAAGAACGUGUAGUAAAUGAAAACGACCGCAUUAAAGAUACACUAAAGAAAACGGCCAGAAAAUUGAGGUCGACGAGUAGUGAUUCUAGUGACAUUCCCAGACCAAGAAGUGCUGAUAGUAUACAAAUGUCAGAAGAAGAUGCAAAAGUGAAGCGUGUCAUUAAAAUUAUGGAAAGUCGCCAUUUGUCAAUAAGUAGGGAGCAGGCAAAAACAGAGACUGUGCUUACUAAGGUGAAUGAUAAACUUCAACAACUAGAGAAAAGUUUGGUUGGUAUACUUGACUCCGAUAAAUCACGUGACAACACUGUACUGGAGCUCCUCCUGGAGGUGAGAUCGUCUGUAAAUGAAUGUCGACAGUCACAAACUCAUACGGAUGGACAGGUUGAGAAAAUCAGCGUUGGGAUUCAGCAACUGCUGGAAAACCAACAGAAUGUAGCCGCUGGGAAUCUUCGAGAGGUGCCGAUUCCAGUAGAACUGAAUUAUUUCUGCUCCAAAAUGCAAGCCCAGGGUACAGACUUCCACAAGUUGGGCAGAGCAUUGAACAUCGAGGAGAGCGUACUGGGGACAAUUAACCAGAGCUAUGGUGACGAUGAGGAAGACGAGAAAUUUCAACAGGUGAUCCGAGAAUGGGCGAAGAAAUCCAAAAAUGUGCACAUCCGAGAUUUUGUGGGGGCUUGUCAUAUGUCAGGUGGAAACACGGUAAAAGACAAACCUUUAGCACCAAAAGAAAAAGAGAAACUUCUUCAAAAUGUGUCAUAUCUGUGCGACAACAUGCUUGAUGUUCCAUUGGUGCUCCCUCAUCUGGUGACGAAGUCUGUGAUAUCUCCUCGACUGUCCGAGUACGUCCUGGCACCGUCUGGAAGAAUAGAGAGGAUUUUACGACUUGUAGAUGUCCUUUGUACAAAAGAAUCUGGAUUUGAGGAGUUUUGUGCUGCCCUUAAAAGUUCUGAUCAAGCUCAUGUCGCCGAGAACAUGAUUGGAGGAGGUCAAGUUAGGCCUGAAUGUGGUAAACGCUCAGCCUCUUUUUCCGUUACAAUCAAAGAGCGAGAAGAGGACGCACAAAGCACCAUGCCAGAAGACGCGAUGGUGGCUGAUCAUGACAUUCUUCGUAGCAUAGCCCUGUUGCUUCAUAAUCGAGGCAUUAUGUAACUACUGACGAUGGCACGAACCGGGACAUCAUCUUUGUGUAUUCAUUUGAACACACACUAACCUGAAACACAUGCAAGAUGUACAAAAGACUUAAGACUAUUAUGAUGAAAGAAACUUCAUUUGUGAAGACAUUAUUAAUCUUUGCUACACAAUUAUAAAAGUAUAUCAAAUCCUAAGAUUAGGGGUUCGAAAUUUCGAUCAAAAGUAUUCUUUCAUAUGAGAUGUGCUCAAGGAAUCAGUAAAGGGGUAAUAAUUCUGUAAAUAAGGUAACAAAAAGCUAUUUUGCUAUUUAGCUGACAAAACUUUAUACCGGUAAAUUUCCAUAAUAAGUGAUGGUAUUACAAAAGUGAGAUUGUUUAAAGAUU